Messenger RNA from Camellia sinensis, 4156 nucleotides. Its product is annotated as putative ABC transporter B family member 8. Gene Ontology annotation, biological process: transmembrane transport. Gene Ontology annotation, molecular function: ABC-type transporter activity; ATP hydrolysis activity; ATP binding. NCBI's taxonomy places the organism in Eukaryota, Viridiplantae, Streptophyta, Magnoliopsida, Ericales, Theaceae. Gene Ontology annotation, cellular component: membrane. The record is from RefSeq and is a predicted model, not a curated record.
UCCUGUCCAAUUUCAAAAAACAAAACUGAUAUCUAUAGUGACACGUCAACAAAUGCUGGACACUGAUAUAUUUCGAAGGAGAUGAAGUUAGCUCGUAAGAUUGACUAAUUGGGUCGACUUUGGGUUGCUUAAAUCGAAAGAGUUGAGCAAAGCAAAGUGGUGGCUUCUCUAUAUUGAGGAGGUGCUAUUAGGAAGCUAGAAAGAUGAGCUCUAAAGACAAGAAUGAGGUAGAGAUUAAUGGGGAGAUGGGAAGGAAAGAGAGGAAAUCAAUAGCUAUAAUGUUGAGAUGUGCUGAUAGGGUUGACAUUUUGCUAAUGGUGUUGGGUACCCUGGGAGCCAUUGGAGAUGGAAUGUCAACAAACUGUUUACUGUUGUACGUUAGCCGCCUUUUUAAUAGCUUGGGUUAUGGUAAGACCCAACAAAAUCAUGCUAAUUUCAUGGCUGAGAUUGAACAGUGCAGUUUAUACUUCGUGUACUUGGGAUUAGCAGUCAUGGUGGUGGCAUUUAUGGAAGGUUACUGCUGGAGUAAAACAAGUGAGCGGCAGGUGCUGAGGAUUCGGUACAAGUAUUUGGAAGCUGUUCUUAGGCAAGAAGUUGGAUUCUUUGAUUCACAAGAAGCAACUACUUCAGAGAUCGUCAACAGCAUAUCAAAAGAUACUUCUCUCAUACAAGAAGUUCUUAGUGAGAAGGUGCCAAAAUUUUUGAUGCACAUAUCACAGUUCAUCUCAGGACUUGCAUUCUCCACUUACUUUUCAUGGAGGCUGUCUUUAGUAGCAUUCCCAACACUACUGCUUUUAGUCAUUCCUGGAAUGAUUUAUGGCAAAUACCUUCUCUACUUGUCUGACAAAUCCUUCAAGGAAUACGGCAAAGCAAACACCAUAGUUGAGCAAGCUCUAGGCUCCAUCAAGACCGUCUAUUCAUUCACUGCCGAGAAGAAUAUAGUUGAAAGAUACUCAGCAAUACUCGAUAAGACAACCAAGAUGGGGAUUAAGAAAGGAAUUGCGAAAGGCCUUGCUGUUGGGAGCACGGGGCUUUCUUUUGCAAUAUGGGCUUUCCUUGCUUGGUAUGGAAGUCGUUUGGUUAUGUACAAGGGAGAGAGUGGAGGACAGAUCUAUACAGCCGGCAUUGCAUUCAUAAUGGGUGGGCUAUCCCUUGGAGUGGCACUUCCUGAAGUUAGGUACCUUACAGAAGCCUCAGUUGCAGCAUCGCAAAUAUUUAAUAGGAUCAACCGGAUUCCAGAAAUCGACGGUGAAGUCCUAAAGGGACUAGUACUAGACAAAAUACGUGGAGAAGUAGAAUUCGAGCAUGUCAAAUUCACCUAUCCUUCUCGCCCAGACUCCAUUGUUCUCAAAGAUUUCAAUCUCAAAGUCCAAGCAGGAAAAACCGUGGCUCUUGUUGGCGCAAGCGGGAGUGGAAAAUCCACUGCCAUUGCUUUGCUUCAACGAUUUUACGAUGCAGAUUGUGGAGUCGUUCGCAUUGACAGUAUCGACAUAAAGACAUUUCAAUUGAAAUGGUUGAGAGGACAAAUGGGACUUGUUAGCCAAGAACACGCACUUUUUGGAACAUCGAUAAAAGAGAAUAUCAUGUUUGGGAAACAUGAUGCAACUAUGGAUGAAGUGAUGACUGCUGCAAUGGCUGCAAAUGCUCACAAUUUCAUUAGGCAGCUUCCAGAAGGGUAUGAGACCAGGGUUGGAGAGCGAGGAGCACUCUUGUCAGGCGGGCAGAAGCAGAGAAUUGCCAUAGCUAGGGCGAUUAUCAAGAACCCUGUAAUUCUUCUACUUGAUGAAGCAACGAGUGCGCUUGACUCAGAAUCAGAAUCACUUGUGCAAAAUGCCCUUGAUCAAGCCUCCAUGGGAAGAACCACACUGGUUGUUGCCCACAAGCUCUCCACAGUGAGAAAUGCAGAUUUGAUUGCAGUCAUGAGUGGAGGUUGUAUCAUUGAAAUAGGUUCACACAAUGACCUAAUCAACAUAAAAAAUGGCCACUAUGCAAAACUCGCAAAACUACAAAGACAAUUCAGCAGCUUCGACAACCACCCUGAUGACCAAGACCAGCAUUCCGAACCUGGCCUCUUGUCAGUCACAAGAAGCAGUGCUGGCAGGCUAAGCACUGGUCGUUCCAGCCCCGCUUUCUUCUCCACACCACAUCAACCGACUGAUGACCCACAAACCGUAUCUCAUCCACCACCAUCCUUUUCCAGGCUCCUUUCUAUGAACUCCCCAGAAUGGAAACAAGGCCUAAUUGGAAGCCUGUCUGCUAUAAUCUUCGGUGCGGUACAACCUGUCUAUGCACUCACCAUUGGGGGCAUGAUUUCGGCUUUUUUCUCACCUAGCCACGAGGAAAUACGAUCUAGAAUCCGAACCUACUGUUUAAUUUUCUCUUCGCUUUCCCUCAUUUCUAUUGUUGUAAAUCUCUUGCAACAUUACAAUUUUGCUUACAUGGGUGAGCAGCUAACGAAAAGGAUUCGAUUGAAGAUGCUUGAGAAAAUAUUGACAUUUGAAGCGUCGUGGUUCGAUGAAGAAAAGAAUUCUAGUGGGGCUUUAUGUGCUAGAUUGAGCAACGAGGCUUCCAUGGUCAAAUCCCUUGUUGCAGACAGAGUUUCACUUUUAGUCCAAACCGUUUCAGCUGUGACCGUCGCGAUGGUCAUGGGACUAGCUGUAGCGUGGAAGCUAGCACUUGUUAUGAUUGCGGUUCAACCGCUCACAAUCCUAUGUUUUUACACUCGAAAAGUUCUACUUUCUUCGAUUUCAAUGAACUUCGUCAAGGCUCAAAAUCAAAGCACUCAAAUCGCUGUCGAGGCAGUGUACAACCAUAGGAUUGUGACUUCAUUUGGAAGCAUACAAAAGGUUCUUAAGCUUUUCGAUGAGGCUCAAGAUGAACCGAGGAGGGAGGCAAAGAAGAAAUCAUGGCUAGCGGGGAUUGGUAUCGGAUCUGCUCAGUGUCUAACUUUCAUGUGUUGGGCAUUGGAUUUUUGGUAUGGUGGAAUCUUAGUGAAUUCGGGGGAGAUAUCAUCCGGAGCUGUUUUCAAGACAUUCUUCAUAUUGGUGAGUACGGGAAAAGUUAUAGCUGAAGCUGGUAGCAUGACUUCUGAUAUAGCCAAAGGCUCAACCGCUGUGGCAUCUGUUUUCGCCAUUCUUGAUCGACAAUCUCUAAUUCCAAGGUCUUACACUGCCGAGGAUGGAACCAAGUUGGAGAAAAUGGCAGGCGGGAUAGAGAUGAAAAGGGUUGAUUUUGCAUACCCAAGGCGGCCUGAGAGCCUCGUAUUGCGCCAGUUUUGCCUGGAAGUGAAACCAGGAACAAGCGUUGGGCUUGUGGGGAAAAGCGGGUGUGGGAAGUCGACGGUGAUUGCGUUGGUUCAGAGAUUUUAUGAUGUCGAGAGAGGGGCAGUGAAGGUGGAUGGGGUGGACAUAAGGUCACUUGACAUCGGGUGGUAUAGAAGGCACAUGGCACUGGUUAGCCAAGAACCGGUGUUAUAUUCAGGCAGCAUUCGUGACAACAUUGUGUUUGGGAAGCUUGAUGCGACCGAGAAUGAGGUUGUGGAGGCUGCUAGGGCUGCCAAUGCUCAAGAAUUCAUCUCAGCACUGAAAGAUGGGUACAAAACUGAAUGUGGAGAGAGGGGAGUACAAUUAUCAGGAGGACAGAAGCAGAGGAUUGCCAUAGCAAGAGCGAUAAUUCGGAACCCAACCAUACUACUGCUAGAUGAAGCAACCAGUGCUCUUGAUGUUCAAUCAGAGCAAGUGGUGCAAGAAGCACUGGACCAGAUCAUGGUCGGAAGGACAACAGUGGUGGUGGCACACCGCCUUAACACGAUCAAGAACCUUGACUCCAUUGCCUUUGUUGCUGAUGGAGCACUGGUGGAACGAGGAACCUACGCUCAGCUCAAGAAUAAGCGCGGCGCUUUCUUCAACCUUGCCAGCCUUCAAAACACAUAGCUUGUAUUUUCACAAGAAUAACUUUUUAUGAUAUUAUUAGCUUGUUUAAUGCAUUCACGCAAAGAGUUAGGAAAAAUAUGUAUUCAUAAACAAGAUGCAGGAACCUAGUCGGUAAGAAAAUGCUAUAAGGGCUGCUAUAUACGUAUAUCACCGGAUGAAUUUACCCACUUUUUCACGUCCUGUAUGAAUUUCAAAUAAUAAAUAUCAUGCGUACAUGUUUUAUA